Messenger RNA from Dendrobium catenatum, 1068 nucleotides. RefSeq names its product zinc finger MYM-type protein 1-like. The transcript has a single exon. Bases 1 to 1068 code for a protein of 355 amino acids. NCBI's taxonomy places the organism in Eukaryota, Viridiplantae, Streptophyta, Magnoliopsida, Asparagales, Orchidaceae. The record is from RefSeq and is a predicted model, not a curated record.
AUGUUGACUGCAGCCAUUGAUUGUGUUAGAUUUUUGUUACGUCAGGGAUUAUCAUUUCGUGGGCAUGAUGAGUCUUCCAAUUCAGAUAAUCGAGGAAAUUAUUUAGAGCUACUUGAUUUUCUAGCUGAUCAUAAUGAGGAAAUUAAGAUAGUGGCAUCUCAAUAUGCUAGCUCCAAUCUGAAGUUAACUUCACCAAAAGUCCAUAAAGAAAUAUAUUUUGCUGCAUUAGCUCAAACUUUAACAUAUAUAAUGAAAGAUAUUGGUAACUCAUACUUCUUUCUUAUAGUUGAUGAAUCCCGUGAUAUUUCUACAAAAGAACAACUUGUUAUUGCAGUGCGAUAUGUGGAUAAGUUGGGCCAAGUGAUUGAAAGAUUUAUAGGCAUCAAACAUGUCACAUCAACUAAUAUAGUUACACUGAAGGUAGCCAUUGAAGAUAUUCUAGCUAAACACUCGUUGAGCAUACAUAGGAUACGUGGUCAAGGUUAUGAUGGGGCAUCCAAUAUGAGAGGGGAAUUUCAUGGUUUAAAGGCCAUAAUUCUAAAUGAUAACCCUCAACCAUUUUAUGUUCACUGUUUCGCUCAUCAACUCCAACUAUGUUUGGUAGCAGUGGCAAAAAAUCAUUGGCAAGUAAAACAACUUUUUGAGUUCACUUCUAGAAUAAUUAAUACUAUUGGGGUUUCUUUUAAGAGACCAGAUGCUCUUAAAAGUAUUCAGCAUGAGAAAGUACUUCUUCAUCUUAAAAAUGGAAAUCUUAUAAGUGGCAAAGGUUUGAAUCAAGAGACAAAUUUACAAAAAUCUAGUGAUACUCGUUGGAGUUCACAUUUGCAUUCUCUGAUUAGUCUUAUGCAUAUGUAUGCUUCUGUGAUCGAGGUGCUAGAGAUUGAUAAGGAUGAAGGGGUUCAUGAUCAGCAAUCAGUUGAAGUGGGUGUUCUAAUUGAUAUAAUGGAGUCUUUUGAUUUUAUCUUUUCAAUGCAUUUGAUGAUUGAUAUAUUGGGCAUUACGAAUGAGUUAUCACAAUCAUUGCAAAGAAAAGAUCAAGACAUUGAAAAUGCUAUGAAAUUGGUUUAA